AUGGAUUCUGAUAAUAGUGGAAGUAUGCAAUCUUCAAGUGGUGGUGAAGAUCAAGACCAUGAAAUCUCAAGACCCAGUUCGAUCCCGGGUUACUUGAAUUCUCCGACCCAAUUGUUUGGUUCCUCCCACCCAAUAGUGCACCCUUCUCUCCCUUCUCAUUACCAAAACCAUAACCCCCAACCCACUAACACAACACUUUUUGAUCAUCAUCUCUCAUCUCACAAUUAUACUUAUGAUCAUUUCCACACAGCAUUGUCUCAACCCCAACGAAACUCAUCAAACCCAAAUUUCAUCCCCAACUCAAGAUCCAAUCAACCCAACUCCACCAACCCAGUUCCCAACCUACAAUCUUCAUCAACUACUACUCAAGCUCUCUUAGCUUCUUCAAGAGGAGGACAGACCAACCCCGUUGCCACCCGGAUCACAAAGAAGAGGACAAGAGCUUCUAGGAGGGCACCUACCACUGUGCUCACCACCGACACGUCAAAUUUCCGAGCAAUGGUGCAGGAGUUCACUGGCAUCCCAGCACCCCCAUUUUCAGCCUCAUCGUCAUCACCAUACGCUCGAAGGCUCGAAAUGUUUGGCUCCGGAAUAAGGUCACCUCUCCACCCUUUACGCCCUUUGGCUCAAAAGGUCCAUCAGCCAACCCCAUUUCUAUCUUCUUCUUCUUCUAAUUCUAUUUCUUCAUUGUUGAUGAUGAUGAACAAUAAUAAUAGUGCUAUGGUUGAUGCUACCAAUAUUGCUACUAGUAAUAAUAAUAGUAACAACAACGUUAAUUUUAGUUCAACUAAUUACCAAUUACUAUCUGAUCAUCAUCAAAAUCAAGGCCUCUUCCAAAACAUGCAAAACCCUAUUCUAACAUUCCAACCCCUACCGCAGCAGCCUCCUCCAUUCCACUCUUCCGUCAGUGUGCCCAAUUUUGGGGCAAGACCUAGCCGCCACGGAGUAAUUGGUAAUUUAGCCAUGCAUUCAUCACUUGAGGGCCAUUUGGCUCUGAACCAUCAUGGAUCAUCACCAUAUGUUAACACAAACCAGCUCGGUAGUGGAUCAAUAGACGACAGCCACGUGGCAGCUUCAGAUGGCAAUGAUAGCUGGAGGGAUCAUGGAGUACUUGGAUCGAGUGAUGGGGGAUUAUCAUCACAAGAUUACCAUUUGAGGCCUAGUUUGGACAACUGUUUAGAGAUGAAUAAUGUUAAUUCUACUAUUAGAGGUGAAGGUGCGGUGGACUCGUGGAUUUCUCCGGCUUCAGAUCACUAGAUAAUGUUGAUGCUAGCUGGUCCUAGUACUACUGCUUGAAGGAGAGCCGUUGGCCUUGGUGGUGGUGGUGGUGGUGGUGAUAAUGAAGAGCCUACAUAUAUAACUGCUGUUGUUUUUUUCACUCACCAUUCAAUCAUGCAGUGAGAAUAUAAUCGAGGUAAGAAAUUAUAAAAUCGUGACAAUAUGUAACUAAUAUGAUGCAUCAUCAGUAGUUCAAUUAUAUAUCGUUGUAUAUAGCUAGCAAGGUAUCAUAUCUUCUUAAUUUAUUAUAUGUAGCUCGGACUUAUUUAGAGUAUGUAUGUACAAUACUUGUUUUUUUUUCUUUAUUUUUAUUGUAUUACAACUUACAAAGUAUAUAUUCAUUCCUAUCGUAUUUUCUCCAUUAAUGAUCACUUUUUAAGUCCUCAAAAAUGUGAUUUGGUUACCACUACAAAGAGAAUUAUACAUAUGAAAUAAAAAUAAGCAGAUCAAAGUAGGCCUAGGUAAAUUCCCUUUCUAGCUAGCAUAAGAAUAAUUAAAAAAGUCGAUGCUCUGUGAUUUUUUAUUUUUUGUUUAAUUUUUUUUUUUUAACAAGGCGGACAACUAGUGGCAAGUCACAGUUAUCUACCCCUUCCGGGGGUUGGGAAGACUCACAAAGGCAUUUCAGCCUUCCCAUGGCCACUAGUCUAGCUUCCACACCAGUAGCGGGUGUCGAAUCCGAAACCUCUAGUUUUUAGUUUUAAGAAAGCUCCGUAAUCCGUCAUUUACCACUGAACUACCAGCUUAUGGUUGUCGAUGCUCUGUGGAUGGAGGAAUGGGAAAUAUUUGGUGGAGAUUUCUUGCCGUUGAGUUAAAACAUAUUAUGUAUUACAAGCUACAAGCUUGAAGUAGAUUAUUUGUCUGUGAAUAUAAAGUGAACAGGUUUUUUGUAUGCAUGAUGUCUAGCUGAUUGUUUACUGAGCGAUUUAUGGGUUUUUGUA
Messenger RNA from Pyrus x bretschneideri (Chinese white pear), 2216 nucleotides. RefSeq names its product GATA zinc finger domain-containing protein 14-like. The transcript has a single exon. The coding region runs from base 1 to 1257 and encodes 418 amino acids. The record is from RefSeq and is a predicted model, not a curated record. Lineage: Eukaryota; Viridiplantae; Streptophyta; Magnoliopsida; Rosales; Rosaceae.